AUGAUGAGGUUCUCAUUCUUACUUUCAGCCUGGACAAUCUUUGCCGCCCAGUCACUCGCUUACUACGUCCUGGAUACGGAUUUCUUUACCGUCGAUACAAAUGGCUCAUUCUUCGACAAAUUCAAUUUCAUCAACGAGACAGAUCCAACUCACGGAACUGUAUCGUACAGACCCUACUCCGACUGUCGAGAUCUGAACCUCAUCCAGAACACAACAGAUAACAUAAUCAUGCGUGUCGACAGCACAAAUGCCCUAUCAGGCGACGAUGGAAGGCCAAGCGUAAGAAUAGAAAGCAAGAAGAAGUUUUACAAAGGCUUGAUUGUCGUCGAUGUCGAUCACAUGCCGGCUAGUAUCUGCGGUGUAUGGCCAGCAUUCUGGACAUACGGACCGGAUUGGCCCAACAAUGGCGAGAUCGAUAUCAUAGAAGGCAUUAAUCAAUUCCAAGCCAACCGCAUGACCCUCCACACAGCUCCCGGCUGCUACACCAAAAACCAGUCGACAUAUUCUCAACAAUAUUCCGGUUCCCUAUUGUACACGAAUUGUACCGCAGGCACUGGCUGUUCCAUCGGCACUCUCGAAACUAACACUUACGGCGACGGUUUCAACGCAAUCGGAGGUGGCAUCUACGCCACAGAAUGGACGGAAAAGUACAUCUCAAUCUACUUCUUCCCUCGAGAUGUCUGCGAACAAAGUGAUGUUAUCACUGGACCUCUUGGCAAGAACCCUGAUCCAAGCACAUGGGGCAUACCGCUAAGUCGCUUCGACCUAACAUGUAACAUCGAAAAGAACUUCCGAAAUCACAGUAUCGUAUUCGAUACCACUUUUUGCGGAGAUUGGGCUGAUGGAGCAAAUCAAUGGAAUUCAACAAUUCCAGUGAAUACUACUUGGCCACCGUACGCAACAUCGAAUUCUGGUGCAUGGCUGCAAAGUGGAAAGAAACAUGGUUUUGGACCAUAUUUUGCGUCGAAUUCGACUUGUGCAGCGAAAACGGGGAUGAUUUGCAAGGAUUGGGUGAAGAAGCGUCCGGAGGCGUUUAAGGAGGCUUAUUGGAGUGUUAAUGCGUUGAGGGUGUAUCAAGAGUAUGAUGGGUUGGCGAGUUAUGGGGAUGCGCCGGGGUCGUUGCUGGAUGUGGAUGUGGAGAUUGAUGUUGAUCUGUCGUUGGGGAGUGGUGAGGAGGAACAGCAGGAGGAGGAAAGUCAACAGCAGGAAGAGGAAAAUCAACAGCAGGAAGAGGAUCCACCGAGUCUUUUGGGAAGAGAGGCAUCGCCGCACGACGGGCCCGACGCCCCCAAGCAUGGCGGGCAUUUUGGACAUCAUAAGCAUAAGCAUCGGCAUUAG
Cercospora beticola is the source of this 1338-nucleotide messenger RNA. Its product is annotated as glycoside hydrolase family 16 protein. NCBI's taxonomy places the organism in Eukaryota, Fungi, Ascomycota, Dothideomycetes, Mycosphaerellales, Mycosphaerellaceae. Gene Ontology annotation, biological process: glucan catabolic process. Gene Ontology annotation, molecular function: hydrolase activity, hydrolyzing O-glycosyl compounds. The record is from RefSeq and is a predicted model, not a curated record.